Molecule: messenger RNA, 627 nt
Organism: Ascochyta rabiei
Lineage: Eukaryota; Fungi; Ascomycota; Dothideomycetes; Pleosporales; Didymellaceae
Exons: 2
Coding region: 1-627 (208 amino acids)
Source: RefSeq, a predicted model, not a curated record
AUGUCCUCUGGCUUCCUCACCACCCACAGCAGCUUGCUGCUCGCUCAACAAUCCAUCAACAAUCCACCAACAAUCCAUCAACAAUCCACCAACAAUCCAUCAACAAUCCACCAACCGUUUACUACCUUCACCACCUUCACCACCUUCACUACCUUCACCACCUUUACUACCUUCACUACCUUCACCACCUUUACCACCUUCACCACCUUUACCACCUUCACCACCUUCACCACCUUCACCACCUUCACCACCUUCACCACCUUCACCACCUUCACCACCUUCACCACCUUCACCACCUUCACCACCUUCACCACCUUCACCACCUUCACCACCUUCACUACCUUCACCACCUUCACUACCUUUACUACCUUUACUACCUUUACUACCUUGACUACCUUCACUACCUUCACUACCUGUCAUGCACAUGCAUUAGCCAGGCACGCCCCCCAGACGUUUCUCUUCUCUCUUCUGCUCAAAAACGCCGACGCAAUCUUGCGCAAGGGCCCUUUCACAGCCAGUAGAAUGUCUGCCACGGCCAAUCCCCGCGGCUUUCGUACCACAUGGCCCGCUGGUGGCAGCAUGUCCCUUGCGGUCGGAGAAUUGUCUAGACUCGAGCACCAUGGAUGA